AUGCCAAAUGUGUUAUUGACGGCCUUAGUAAUGAUCGCAUUAUACAGUGCAGUAAGUGGAGAAGAGGAGGGAGGGAAGAGGGGAGAAAAUAAAUUGAGCUGCGCACAAGUCCCCAUAGGUGACUGGAGUAUCGUCUCCUACGACAGGAAUCGAAGUGAACCCUCUGCACGACUGGCUGUUGUUCCAAAAUCGCCCACAGCUGUGCACUUCGAUGUAGAAUCAAGGUCGUUAGGUGGCGGAAAGUUCCGAGAUUUGGUCAAAUUCAAUCCAACAAAACCUGGGCCAAACCUUUUGGAUGUCUACUAUGGCGGUGACAAAGUGGAUGAGAUCUAUUAUGAGGUAAGAGUGUUAAGAGUUGCAGAAGUAAAGGUUUUUAAUGCCUGAAU
Strongylus vulgaris is the source of this 386-nucleotide messenger RNA. Lineage: Eukaryota; Metazoa; Nematoda; Chromadorea; Rhabditida; Strongylidae. The record is from the annotation of a GenBank genome assembly.